UCGGUCAUCUCUACUCUCCACUCCAGAACCACCUUAGGACGAAACGGUGCGUUUGGAGGGAGCACACGUUCGCUUGAUGAUAAACCCCCUUGGCCUCUCGGAAUGUUUCCGGUUUGGUACAGUAGACAGGGAGAGCGAACGAAAAUGGCAUUGGCUUCAUCGUCUGUGAAGGUUUUUGCUGCUCCAAAGAGUUGGCCAUCUUCAAGCAUUGAGCGGGUCUUCUUGGGAUCUCCCAGGCCAUCCAGUCUCUUUCUGCCACGUCACGCUCCUGCUACCUCUAUCCUCUCUUUCUCUCGCCGUCCACACCAAAACUCUGCAAUCUCUUCUUCAAAGAAAAAGAAGAAAAGUUCGUCUUUUGAGGAUAUAAAGCAGGAGGAAGAUGAUAUGGAUGACGAUGCCUUUGAGGCACUCUUCAGCAUGCUGGAAGAAGACCUUAAAAAAGAUGGGUCAUCCAUUGAUGAUGAUGAUGGUGAUGAUAUAAGUGAAGCAGAUUUUGAUAAACUUCAACGUGCAUUGGAGGAGGCAUUGGGAAUUGCUGAUGAUGACGAUGUUGAAAUACUUAGCUCCACUGGAGAUGAUGUUGAAGGUGCUAAUGCUAUCGAAGAAGAAGAUGAUGAUGAAGAGGAGGAGGAAAGACCAGUAAAGCUUAAGAAUUGGCAGCUUCGAAGGCUGGCUCGUGCUUUAAAAAAUGGACGCCGUAAAACUAGUAUCAAAAGCCUUGCUGCUGAACUUUGUCUUGAUAGGGCCAUUGUUCUUGAGUUGCUCCGUGACCCCCCUCCAAAUCUUGUAAUGAUGAGUGCUGCUUUACCUGAUGAACCGGCAUCAACAUCCUCAUUGCCAGAAAGCAAACCGAUUGAAAUCAUUCCUGCAGAAUCAGUGAGCGUGGAUGAUGUGAAAUCUAAGAGUGAGAAAGGAGUGCCCGUUCAUGUUUUGAGGCACAGAUGGUCUGCUCAGAAGAGACUGAAGAAAGUCCACGUUGAAACCCUUGAAAGAGUAUAUAAAAGAACAAGGAGACCUACUAAUGCAAUGAUUAGCAGCAUUGUGCAAGUGACGAAUCUGCCUCGCAAAAGAGUGGUGAAAUGGUUUGAAGAUAAACGCAAUGAAGAUGGGAUUCCUGAACACCGUGUCCCGUAUCAAAGGAAUAGUAAGCCAAUGGAAGCCCCUUGAAUAACUAUGCCGGCAAAGAAGCCUUUUAGUGGGUAAAGAUGAAACCGUGAAACUCACCUGAUCCUGAAACACCAAGAUUGAAGAUGACUUUGGGUUUGGCUUGGAGGUCGACAACUCGCCAUUCCACCCAUUUGCAUGUGGUUGUUUUUUUUAUGAUAACAAGCUUGGAAGAAUGUCCGAGUUCACUACAAUUCCAUAUAUGGGAAAUAGCUCUGGUCUAUAACUGGUAUUCCAAGCAUAAUUUAGCUCAACUAACUUUAGCUUUGUAGAAUGAAAAUACAUAAUGAAUGCCAAUUUUUGGAUUUAGUAGCAUAUUGUCAUGUAUUUUAUGUAGUAAACAAUUGUUUUUGACUGUUACUA
This is a messenger RNA of Hevea brasiliensis (rubber tree), 1527 nucleotides long. Its product is annotated as protein OVEREXPRESSOR OF CATIONIC PEROXIDASE 3. The record is from RefSeq and is a predicted model, not a curated record. The transcript has 5 exons. Gene Ontology annotation, molecular function: DNA binding; DNA-binding transcription factor activity, RNA polymerase II-specific. Gene Ontology annotation, biological process: regulation of transcription by RNA polymerase II. NCBI's taxonomy places the organism in Eukaryota, Viridiplantae, Streptophyta, Magnoliopsida, Malpighiales, Euphorbiaceae. Gene Ontology annotation, cellular component: nucleus. The coding region runs from base 103 to 1167 and encodes 354 amino acids.